Molecule: messenger RNA, 492 nt
Organism: Cyphomyrmex costatus
Lineage: Eukaryota; Metazoa; Arthropoda; Insecta; Hymenoptera; Formicidae
Exons: 2
Source: RefSeq, a predicted model, not a curated record
CAAGAAAUCGGGAAAAAGCUAAGACAGGUGUAUGGCACGAAAAAUGCCAUAAUUAAGUUGACUAACCUAAAAAAAGACGCUGUUGAGAUUGAAGGUCGUCGAAUAAUACAUCUGGAGACAUUAGGAAAGGAAUUAAACUGUAAAAAGUGUAAUUCAGUACUCAGUUUACAAAAUAUUCUUCACGAAGAAAGACAUGGUUUAGCGUCUAUUUUUUUAAUAAAAUGUCAUCAGUGUGAAGGCAUCUCCAAAGUGUGCAGUGAUAAGGAACAUAAAGUUUAUGAAAAACGCACACAUUUCGAUACUAACACAAAAGUAGUGAUAGGUACAUUAAAUGCAGGUAUGGGGAAUACUCAUUUGAAUAAAGUAUUAUCUGCACUGAAUAUCCCAGAAUUCAAUUGGGACGUGUUCAAAGUCCAUGAAAAAGAAGUUGGACGGGCUGUUGAAGAAAUGGCUCGUGAAAGUUGCAUAAAUGCAACUGCUGCAGAGAGAUAG